This is a messenger RNA of Spodoptera littoralis (African cotton leafworm), 2103 nucleotides long. Lineage: Eukaryota; Metazoa; Arthropoda; Insecta; Lepidoptera; Noctuidae. The record is from the annotation of a GenBank genome assembly.
AUGGGGGGGCCGCGGCGCAUGUCCAGUGCGCUGCUGCUGCCCUUCGCGCUGCUGUCCCUGCCACCUACGGAUGCUGCCAACACUACCACCUACCGGGAAGAAGUAGAAUCAUCCCUCCGUCUGGUGCAUGCAGUAGCUACUGGGGCGACAGGCGCACUGUGUGUCACACAUCGGUAUGGGCGGCUGCGGGCACCACUGCACGCGGCGCGGUGGGACACUGCAAGAGCCAGGGCUGAUUUAGCUGCUAACCUACUCCAUCAACUAGGCUUGGAAUCUGCAGAAGUGCUAAUGGCCGUGUCACAAGGCCUCGUGCUCGGAUCAAGUCCUGCAGAACGAGCAGUAGGGGCAAGGGCACUGGCCUUAAGAUCUGAUGGAGUAGUGAACAGUGCAGUAGCCUGGGCAAGAUAUGGCACCGCUGAUCCAAUCGCUGUAGUGUCCCCACAGUUGGAAAAGCCACCAGAUCCUGAAUAUCCUUGGUACGUGUCAGCACAUGAGAUAGAAACGCUCCGGUCUCCGAAGUUCAUGCCAUCUCCACCUGGUGCUGCAAUGGAGGGCUGGUGGACGUAUCCAUAUUACAGCUGCGAAGCCAAACGAUGGUUAUUGUCCUACACCGUGCCUGUAGCAACUGUACGAGGAUUGAAAGGUAUCGUCUCGCUAGACAUAGACAUAUCGAGCUUGGAAAUAAACCAGUGCGAGGCAGAUACUGAAGAAGAUAAUGACAACCAAAUAUAUUCUUUUCACGGGACACACAAAUGCCCUAACGACACUACUUACUGUGAAUACAAACCAAACAGAGAGAUGAAUGUGCGACAUGCUGGUUGGGCACGAGGGUCAUAUAUUUGCCGAUGUCGUCCCGGAUACUAUUCGACACAUCACCGUGAAGGAUAUAAUGGAUCCCUUGUUGAAGUGGCUUACCAAGAAUACGAAGAAACCGAUCUAGAAAACUGGAGUGAGCCUUAUGAGUGUCUGAAAUGUCAACCAGGCUGCGAAACAUGCCGGGGACCGGAGCCCUGCCUCGCCACUUACAACUGGCCAUUCCGGAUAUCAUUACUGGUAAUAUCAGUAAGCUGUGCAGUCAUGACCGUGUGUCUGACCAUCUACACUCGUCACCAUCGCAGGGUGAAAGUGUUCCGAGUAGCCAGCCCUGUGUUCCUGUCGAUAACACUUCUUGGAUGCGCUAUCAUGUAUAUGGAGAUGGCAGCUAUAUUCCCGGUGUUGGAUAGAUACUCUUGCAUUGCAACAAAAUGGACCAGACAUAUGGGAUUCUGUAUCACUUACACUGCGCUUCUGAUGAAGACAUGGAGGGUAUCUCUAACAUACAGAGUGAAAUCAGCUCAUAAACUGAAGCUGACAGACAAGCAGCUGCUGCAGUGGAUGGCACCGAUACUCCUCAUCAUGCUGGUCUACCUCGGAACCUGGACGCUAUCUGCUCCACCUGAUGCUGAAGUUAUAACGGACAACAGAGGCCUGAAAUUCAAGCAAUGUACUUACAAUUGGUGGGAUCACAGUUUAGCUAUAGGUGAAAUCCUGUUCCUAUUAUGGGGUGUACGAGUAUGCUACCGCGUACGACACGCUGAGAGCCUGUACAAUGAGGCGCGACUCAUCUCUAUAGCCAUCUACAACAUAUUUACUGUCAACUCUCUCAUGAUAGCUUUCCAUUUACUAAUAUUACCUCGAGCCGGACCUGACAUUAAGUAUCUUCUUGGGUUCAUAAGGACUCAACUAUCAACAUCAACAACUGUGCUGUUGGUGUUCUUACCUAAGGUAUUACGUGUGGUACGUGGUACGGGCGACACGUGGGACAGUCGAGCCCGUGCCCGCGGUGUACCAGCUUCCUCUUCACUGAAUGGCAUCGGCCUUGUGCCUGAUGAACCGCCUGACCUCUAUCAAGAGAAUGAGGAACUUAAGGAAGAAGUUCAAAAACUAGCAGCUCAGAUAGAGUUCAUGAAAAUAGUGCAGAUGGAGAUGCACAACCGUCACUUACGGCCGCGGCCCGGCGGCUACUUCACUACUAACGCUAACUCUGCCGCGCCGCAGAGCCCUAUACACCCAAAGACUGUUAACAUUUCACAGGACAGUACAGAAUGGAGCGGACCAGUGUGA